Aspergillus tubingensis is the source of this 636-nucleotide messenger RNA. Its product is annotated as S-adenosyl-L-methionine-dependent methyltransferase. Lineage: Eukaryota; Fungi; Ascomycota; Eurotiomycetes; Eurotiales; Aspergillaceae. Gene Ontology annotation, molecular function: O-methyltransferase activity. The transcript has 2 exons. The coding region runs from base 1 to 636 and encodes 211 amino acids. The record is from RefSeq and is a predicted model, not a curated record.
AUGUUUGACUACUUCACCAGCCAUCCGCGGGAAGGAGCAUCAUUCAACCAUGUCAUGGGCGGGGUGAUGGCUCAUCAAGCCGGCUGGCUGGAAAUCAUCCCAGCCGAACAUUUCAUGAACGGAUCAGAUCCCAAUGGGCCAUUGGUGGUCGACGUGGGAGGAAACAUCGGCCACGAUAUCGAAAAGUUCCGCCAGGUCUAUCCAGAGACCGCACAGCGACUCUACCUUCAGGACUUACCGGCAGUGGUUAAACUCGCCAAAUGUCCCGACCCGGUGAACAAAAUGGCUCACGACUUCUUCCUGCCUCAACCAGUUCUAGGAUCUCGUAUAUAUUAUGUGCACGCUGUUCUGCAUGAUUGGUCGGAUGAGCCGGCGCGGCAGAUUCUAAAGAUGAUCCGAGAUGCUAUGAAGCCCGGGUAUAGUAGGCUGCUCGUUCAUGACCAUGUGAUGCCAGUGAAAGACGCCCAUCCACAUGCAACUGCGUACGAUCUUACCAUGAUGGCCCUGUUAGCCGGGGUCGAGCGCACCGAGACGCAGUGGCGGGACUUGCUAUCCUCCGUGGGACAUCGGGUGGUAAAAGUAUGGCAGUCCCCUUUGGCUGCACAAGCAAUCAUUGAGGCUGUCAUAGCAGAUUGA